Messenger RNA from Effrenium voratum, 808 nucleotides. Lineage: Eukaryota; Dinophyceae; Suessiales; Symbiodiniaceae. The record is from the annotation of a GenBank genome assembly.
AGCGUGCUGCAACGGCUGCAUGGUAUUCCUUAGGGCUUUUCCUUGAUUCGGUCGGUCGCUCAUCAUGGCGUGGCUCUUCCCCACCCUUCUCAGCUUGUGGAUCUCAGCUGCCUGGAGCCACGACUUUGCCAAGGCAGCACAGGAACUGAUGGAGAGGAUCGAGCAUGGGGAGACCGAUCUGCCUGUGGUGAAGAACAUGGACCCCAAGAUCAAGGAGAGCCUGCUGAAGCCAGCAGAGAAGCUGCCGCUCAUGACACCGGCAGAUCCUGUGAAGCCCUUGAAGGAGGCGAAGGACGUGCCCAAGGUCUUCGCGGACUUUGCCAACAAGGACUUCGAGAAGAUGGAUCCCUCCGACGUGGACGUGGUGAGCCUGCGCAAGCAGGUGGACAAGGACAACGCAGCACAGAAACAAAGGUUGCAGGCGGCCAUCGCGCACCUGAAGAACAUGUACAAGACAGAGACUCAUGUUGGGGCCCUCCAAGCCGAGAUUGCGAAGGAUAAGACGCAGCUCAAUGAGGACCUGCCCCAGAUUGGUGGACUGCACCUCCGGCUCCUUCCUUUGCUGGGGCUCUUCGCCGCCAGCGCCGGAGCAGUUGCGCUGCUGGGCCUGAAAUGCCGAGCUCGCAGCCCACCUGCGCAGCUGCUGGCGGAGUCCGAUUACGAGGGCCAAUGAGGCUCAGGUGACGUGAGGUGCAAAUUAGAUUCACGUCGUGGAAUAGACAACCUUGCCAAAGCUGCUGUGGGUUUCACGACCCGGACUGCCUGGUUCUCAGAGAGGGCUGCACACGCAGCUUGUGCCUGACCUGAG